AUGAUCAAUUUGUUCUACAAGUGCAAUGCUCCUUGUUAUAAUGUCGGAGUCUUCGGUAAAUGCACGAACGGAGGAGCUCCAAAUCCGCGAGACUGCAAUUUAUGCCUCUGUCCGAGUGGCUACGGUGGAAGGCUGUGUGGGCAACGGAAGGCAGGAUGUGGAGGCACAUUUGCGGCUACCACCGCUUGGAAAGCGAGAAGUAUUACAAUUGGUAAUAAAAACAUAACGACUAUACGCGAAACUUACACGCAGUGCAACGACUGGAUUACGGCACCAAAAGGUAAAACAAUCCAAAUUCGAGUGACAGCCCUGAAGGACGUGAGCUGUGGCGACGGCUGCAUAUACAACUCAAUCGAACCGAAGGUCAUCGCAGAUAAGGCCAUGACUAGCCCUAGGUAA
This is a messenger RNA of Cooperia oncophora, 399 nucleotides long. Lineage: Eukaryota; Metazoa; Nematoda; Chromadorea; Rhabditida; Trichostrongylidae. The record is from the annotation of a GenBank genome assembly.